This is a messenger RNA of Sipha flava (yellow sugarcane aphid), 631 nucleotides long. RefSeq lists its product as uncharacterized. The record is from RefSeq and is a predicted model, not a curated record. NCBI's taxonomy places the organism in Eukaryota, Metazoa, Arthropoda, Insecta, Hemiptera, Aphididae. The coding region runs from base 1 to 309 and encodes 102 amino acids. The transcript has 2 exons.
AUGGCAGUUAAAUUCUCCGGGUUGUUGUUCGUCGGGUUCGUUGCCACUAUGGUGGUCGUCCCGUACAUGAUGGCCGAAGCCCGGUACUUACCGACGAGGGGUAACGAAGAUCGACUGACUAGAUUGAAAGAGCUGCUCACAGACUUAUUGGACUCUGGCGUACAGCCCAACUUAGAGAUGGAAAGACCGUACGUGGAUUCGGUUGGUGACUAUAACCGGCUAAGACCACGGGAGUACAGCAUACCCGAGAAGUCAAUAAUGGAACUAUUCAACCCAACAGCGCAGCACCAUCAGAGGCCUAGGUCUUAAGAUCACGCGCGAAACGUGAAUUUUAAUUUUAAAGUUAAUUAAAUUACAAUACAUUAUAUAUAAAUAUAUAUAUUAAUAACAAAAUGUCGUUUGAGUCCGUUUGUUUUUUUCGAUUUGAGAUUUUUCUCGCUUUUCAAAGCCGAAUAAAUAAUAAUAAUAAUAAUUAUACGAGUAUUACAUCACAACGUUUUUCGUCACUAAUUAAUAAUUUUGCGUAGUCCGUAGGUUUACUUGAUUAUUGUGCGAACAAUCUAUUUUUCUCUUCAAAGUGUCAAAAUGUGUUUACUUAAAAUCUUAAAAUACAUAUAUGUUUGAACUGUUC